Aspergillus calidoustus is the source of this 708-nucleotide messenger RNA. The record is from the annotation of a GenBank genome assembly. Lineage: Eukaryota; Fungi; Ascomycota; Eurotiomycetes; Eurotiales; Aspergillaceae.
AUGAAUCUCAGCCCCUGGGAUGGAAACUGGGAAGCCACCUUCAGUCGCGUCGUCCACGGCCUCACCUACUCGCGCCUCGACCACUACGACUCGAUCUUCCAGACCGAAUUCAGCGGCUGGCUCGACCGGCAACGCAUCGACAAGUCCGCAUUCGCCGCCAUCCACACAAUGGGCUCGGACCAGACAUGGGACCUACGAGAGUAUGACGCGGUGGAAAUUACACUGGGCAAAUCGGACGGGAAAAUAUACAGCAUCGUGAUGCAGGAUGAGCGGCCAUUCGCCUGGGAGGACACGUUUUGUGCGAGGAAUGCAAAGGGACUCAUGACGCCAACGAAACGCUGGAUUCGCUUCAGCCGCCUACAGCCCAUCUGCGGAAAUGGAGAGCCGCCGACGCCGUUGGAUCUACGGAGGAUCAAAGGAUUUGGGAUUUGGAUUCGAAAUACCGACGAACGGCAGGAAGGCCCCUUUUCGUUGAACAUACACUCUAUCAGCGCCGUCAAACUCCCAUGCUCGUGUCCGGUCGCCGUACAAAAGCACGAUGGUGUAAAGGAAAAGGUCAAGGUCGCGAUCGACACGGUCAGAGACUCCAUGAAGGAUAGCAUGGCACAAGCCAAAGUGAUGAACACUCUCGACACGAUGAAAGACUCGGUGAAACACUCGGUAAAAGGCUCCCUGGCACAGGCAGUGGUCCGCAUGACCAAGAAGUAG